Molecule: messenger RNA, 864 nt
Organism: Brassica oleracea var. oleracea
Lineage: Eukaryota; Viridiplantae; Streptophyta; Magnoliopsida; Brassicales; Brassicaceae
Exons: 2
Coding region: 1-864 (287 amino acids)
Biological process (GO): DNA-templated transcription
Cellular component (GO): nucleus
Source: RefSeq, a predicted model, not a curated record
AUGGAAAAUCGUACAACGAAAAAGGAAAGUUUGAAGAGGCUUGAGUACCAAUCGAGAAAGAGAGAGAACAGAGAAGGAUGGAGAAGCAGGAGUUCUUGGAACUGUUUGAGGCAGCAACUAAAGCAAAAGUCUGCUGCGAGAGGAGACAGUAAGAGUUCUUCUCCAGCGGUCUCUAGGUGCGUGGAGGCCAUGAUUCGUUUGAGAGAAGCUCCAGAGUCACUUGCUUACGAGAUGGUCAUCGACAUCACAUACCCUCAAAUUGGAAAGAGUCACAUGCUUUUCACGGAGCACAAAAACCCUAGAAUCCAGUCUGAGGGAAAGAUUCUUUACUUUCUUUGGCUCAGAUAUGUCUAUGCUAUGGGGAGGAAACAGAGCUCACGAUCUCAUGAUCGGCCGGUGGUGAAUAAGGAGAAGAAGCUUGUGGAUGAGAAGAUGAUUUCGAUGACGACAGGGGAUUCUAACCGAGACAAAGUACGUGAGAUUCUUCACAAGUCCUUGUCUAAAGUCGCUAACGAGGUUGUUGUUGGGAUGAAGGAAGGAGUGGUUUCUUGCGAUUCUUGGAGUGUGGCUGCGUUGGUUGAAUCAGCCAUGUUUCAGAAACUAGGUUCUUUCGAGGGGACUCAAAAAGCAAAGUACAGAUCGAUUCUUUUCAACAUGGGAGACAACAGCAAUCCAUAUCUCAGGAGGAAAGUGUUAAUUGGUGAGAUCAGUGGAGAGAGGUUGGUGACGAUGGAGAAAGAAGAGAUGGCUAGCAACAAGAUUCAGAUGCAAGUUCAAAAAAUCAAAGAGAAAGCCAUAGUUAAGGAAGAGAAUCGAGUAAAUAGUAUGAUGAUGUUUCAGUCAGACAGUCUGAUCAUGACUUAA